This is a messenger RNA of Closterium sp. Naga37s-1, 5158 nucleotides long. The record is from the annotation of a GenBank genome assembly. Lineage: Eukaryota; Viridiplantae; Streptophyta; Zygnematophyceae; Desmidiales; Closteriaceae.
AUGUGGAAGGCGGCGGGAGGAGCGCCACGUUCCCAACGUGGGGGGAAUUCCCCGCCCGCUGCCCUGCGCCAGGGUCCGGGGAGCGCGGAAGCCGAUGGCGCUUUAGCCACGGAUGGCGGGGAGGCUCCGCGACUUGGCCAGGCGGAACCCGGCGGAGAGCAGGAGGCUCGCGGCGGGGCUUAUGGCGCACCGAAUGGCGGAAGAAUGUACGGCGGCGAGGGUUACGGCGCAACUGGCAGAGAGGGGUAUGGCGGAGGCGGCGGGUGUCCGCCUGAGGAGAUUUACGGACGGGCAUACGGGGGACGGGGAGCUGGGAGGUACGGGGGCGGGGAAGUUGGCUGGGGAUACGGCGGAGGGUAUGGGGGAAGCUACGGGGGUGGAUACGGGGGAAGCAUGGAGGCAGGGGACGGGCAUAGAGGAGCAAUGGGAGCGGAAUGGGGAUAUGCAGAAGGAAGUGGAUGGGAGGGGAGGGGGGAAGGGGGAGCUCUUGGGGGCAUCGCGGGGCACGGUGGGGAAGGCAUGGGGGACUCUCUGCGCCGUCGGGGGAAUGGGGAGAUGGGGCAGGCCGAAGGGGAAGGCGGGGAGGCGGAGGAGAAGGGGAAGAAGGGCGGAGUCUGGUGGCGGUUGUUUGGGGGAAGAAAGGGCGGAACGGGGGAGAAAGGCGGGGAUGUGGGGCGAGGCGAACAAGAAAGGUGGGAGGAAGGUGCGGGGGAGGGGGGGGAAGCGCGGCAGCAAUGGGGCGUGGGGGGGUAUGGGGGCUACCCAUUGGGCAUGGGGGAGGAGGUGGGAGGGUGGGGGUAUGGCAUGUAUACGGGGGGAGGAUACGGCACACAUGGGGGAGGAGGUGGUGAGAUGUACGGGGCAGGGGGGUAUGGGGCAGGGGCUUAUGGGGAAGGAGGAUAUGGGGCAGAGGGGUAUGGGGAGGGUACAUAUGGGGAAGUGGAAUGGGCAGGGGCGCAUGAGGCAGGGCAUUACAGCGGCGUUCCAAGGCGGUCAAGCGUGGGGGAUGCAGGAGAGGGAAAUGGGGGCGCAGCAGUGGGCGGGCAGGAGAGGGAGGGCAGUGCGGGCAGCGGAGCGGCGCUUGCAGGGACGGCGAUCGGAGGGGCGGAGACACAGGCGGCGAGGGCAGCAGGGGUGGCAGGGGCAGGCGUGGCAGUGGAGGGCGUGAUGACGACGGGGCUGACGACAGCCGGGUUCAAGGUGCGGCGGCGGGGGCGGCCCGUGGUGCAUGGCAGGGCGUCGGGGUACGACGAGGACGAGGCGUGGAGCCCUGGAGGCGACCGCAGUGGCGCGGCAGGGUGGGGUGUUGAGGAGAGGGCGAGUGUUAAGGGGGGGGACGGGAGUGUGGAGGCGGGGGGAGCAGGGAGUGAGGAAGGGGACGGCGGGGAUGGAGAAAGUGGGGAAUCGGGAGAAGAGAGGAGUGUGGGUUCAGGAGAUGGGGAGGAUGAGGAGGGCAGCAAAGGGGAGGGGAGCAGAGAGGGCAGCGAUGGUGCAUCAGAGGGGGAGGCGAGGGAGGGCGAGAGGGCAGGGGAGUCACGGCAGGAGUGGGAAUGUGAAGCCUCGCCAGGAGCGUGGGGGCAGUACCCCUCUCCCGCGCCUCACCACUACGCACGGCCCCACCCAGCCUUCCAGCACCCCUGGGAGCACCAACGCCCCAACGAUCCCUGGCAGACACAUGGCAGGCAGGCACAGGGGGGACACCCCUCACCUGCAGCGCACGGCUCGCACCCACAUGACCCCUGGCAGCAGCACGGCGCGCACUCACAUGCCGCCCAGGGGGCUUACCCUGCCGCUCACCACCCCCUCCCUGCCGCUGCUGCUGCUGCUGCCACCGCUGUUGCCCCUGCUUCUGGGUCGCACACCCCCCUCACAGGCAGCCCUGGUCCGCCCCCACACGCGAUUCAGCCCCCUCAAGGCACCGCUGCAGGGGCAUGGGGAGGGGCAGGGGUUGGGCCAUGGGGAGGGGGAUGGGGAGGAGCGGCGGGGUGGGGAUGGGGAGGGGCAGGAGGGGAGGGAGGCGUGCAUGCGUUGAGAGGAGGGCCGGGGGGGGGCAGGGGAGGGGCACCUGGCAGUAGAGGGUUGCGGCGGGGAAGACAGGCCGGAGGGGGGAACGAGAAGGAUUCAGGCAGCGACCGGGGCGAGGGAGAGGGGAGAGGCGGAGCAGGGGAGAGGAAGGGCAGGGCGUGCUCUCCGGAGGUAGGAGGCGCCGAGGGGAGGAGGCGGCGAGCAGGCAAGGCAGGGUGGUGGGCGGUGCAGUGGCAGCUGUGGCGGCUGCAGCCCCGGCGCUCCCUGCUGCUGCAGGGCGGCCUUGCAGCCCUGGCGCUGCUGCUGCUCGCUGCCACUCUCGCCUCCCUCACUGCCUUGUGGGCGUGGGGAGGGGGGGAUGGCGGAGGUGGGGAGCAAGGAGAGGGCGGGGGGGGAGUGGGGCUAGGGGAGGUGAGGACGUGGGGAGGGGAGGGGAGAAGGGUGCAAGGGGCAGGGUUGACGCCAGGGAGACGCAGGUGGGGGAGGGGGAGGGGCGAGAGAGGAAAGGGUUUGCCUCGAGUGGCGCUGGGGCGUGCAGCGGGAGCGAGUGAGGCGGGGCGGCGAGGCACGGACGUGUAUGAGGCGAGCAGUGCGGGCAAGCGGAUGGGCGAGUGGGACGAGCAGGCGGGGCUGGAGGUGCAUGUGGGCACGGCGGCACCGCUCCUGCACGGAGAUAGCCUCACCUCCGGGGGGGAGGUGAGUGGGAAGGGCGGGGCAACAGCACAGGGGCCAUCAGGAGCGGGGCGGCAGUGGUACGUGGCGGUGCACGUCGCCCACGCCAUGCAGACGUGGCCUCGCCUCGACUUCUCCGUCUCCGACGCCUUCCAGUGGCUGGAGUUCGCCCGCUACAGCGGCGUGGCGCACGUGUUUUGGUACGACAUGGCGGACGACCCGCGGGAUCGCAUGGAGGCGGCGUUGGAGCGGUACGAGCGGGACGGCUUCAUCACGUACCACCACUUCCCCUCGCUCGCGCCUUCCCUGCCCGCCCACCACGGGGCCAGUCCCCGCGACCAGGCGCUGCACCACUGCCUCACGCACCACGGCAGCUCUGUUGUCUGGCUGCUGCCGCUCACCCCGGUGGACUACCUCUCUGUGCCGCCCGACAUCAAGCCGGGCUUCGCCGACCGCUUCCUGCGUGCCUACGAGGCCCGCCGCCCAUCCGCGUCCCAGCUGCUGCUGCAAACCUUUCUCUUCCUCGGUUUCCCGCAGAACGCCUCUGCUCUCCUCAUCCAGCGAUACCAGCGCCGCACCAACCACUCUGACGGCGUGUCCCUCAGUCCUCAGGCUCGGGUCGUGCCUGUGGUCCGGCCGGACCUGGUGGCUCGGGUGCUGUGGCGCAACCCGAGUCACCUGCUCAUGACAGGUGGCAGCACGAUGGCGCUGCCAGCUGGCGCCAUGCGGGUGAACCGAUUUGCGAGUGCGCUGCAGCAGAUGCCAGGCACAGUAUCCCAUCGCCUCUCGUCAUCAUCUCUUCUCCUCCGACGAGCGAUCGCGGCGAUGGGGGUGGAGAUUCACGUGAAGCAUCUGUCGAACGUCAAGUACUCGCUGGAGGUGGAUCUGACGGCCACGGUGCGCCAGCUCAAGGAGCAGCUCGUCGACAAGUCGGGUAUCGCCGUGCCGCAGCAGCGGUUAAUCUUCAAAGGACGGAUUCUCAAGGAUGACGUCACCCUCGAGAGUUGCGGCAUAGAGGCGGAUUCCACGCUGCACCUCGUCAGGGGCGGCGGGGGAGCAGCAGCGGCGGCGUCCCCCUCAUCCGCGGCGCAGCCAGCCGCCGCGCAACAAGGCACAUCCACCACGCCCUCCGCGAACCCCGCAGCAGCAGCAGGCGCGCCCGCCGCCGGAGGCGCGCAGCGCGUCCCCCCGGACCUGCUGGCGGCGGCGCUGGGCGGAGGCGGGGCCGCGGACCCCCUAGGCCUAGGCGGAAUGGGCGGACUCGGCGGACUGGGCGGACUGGGAGGACUCGGCGGGUUGGGCGGGCUGGGGGGGCUGGGGCUGGACAACGGCGCAGGCGGAGGCCUGCCCGGGCUGGAGCAGUUCCAACAGCAGAUGCUGCAGAACCCCGAGAUGAUCCGCGACAUGAUGAACCUGCCCGCCGUGCGCGCCCUCAUGGACAACCCCGAGGUGAUGCGCUCCAUGCUGGCCGCCAACCCGCAGAUGCAGCAGCUCAUGGAGCGCAACCCCGAGCUGGCUCACGUGCUCAACGACCCCGCCGUGCUGCGGCAGACCAUGGAGGCGGCGCGGAACCCCGAGCUCAUGCGCGAGAUGAUGAGGACGACCGACCGCGCGAUGAGCAACAUUGAGGCGAUGCCGGGCGGGUUCAACAUGCUGCGCAACAUGUACCAUAACGUGCAGGAGCCGCUCAUGGAUGCUGCCACUGGGGGUGGUGGUGUGGGGGGCGGUGCGGGGAGGGGGGCAACGGGGACGGGGGGGAGUGGGGAGACGGGGGCAGGAGGGACGGAGGGGGCUGGUGGGCCGGCGAACACGGCUCCGCUGCCCAACCCGUGGGGUGGUGGAGGUGAGCUUGGGAGCUGUGUGAUGCUGUUGCUGUGUUCUGUCAUGUUCUUUGCUGUGCUAUGCUCUGUGCUGUGCUAUGCUCUGUGCUGUGCUAUGCUCUGUGCUGUGCUAUGCUCUGUGCUGUUGCUGUGCUAUGCUCUGUGCUGUGCUAUGCUCUGUGCUGUGCUAUGCUCUGUGCUGUGCUAUGCUCUGUGCUGUGCUAUGCUCUGUGCUGUGCUAUGCUCUGUGCUGUGCUAUGCUCUGUGCUGUGCUAUGCUCUGUGCUGUGCUAUGCUCUGUGCUGUGCUAUGCUCUGUGCUGUGCUAUGCUCUGUGCUGUGCUAUGCUCUGUGCUGUGCUAUGCUCUGUGCUGUGCUAUGCUCUGUGCUGUUCUAUGCUCUGUGCUGUGCUAUGCUCUGUGCUGUGCUAUGCUCUGUGCUGUGCUAUGCUCUGUGCUGUGCUAUGCUCUGUGCUGUGCUAUGCUCUGUGCUGUGCUAUGCUCUGUGCUGUGCUAUGCUCUGUGCUGUGCUAUGCUCUGUGCUGUGCUAUGCUCUGUGCUGUGCUGUGCUAUGCUCUGUGCUGUGCUAUGCUCUGUGCUGUGCUGUGUUCUGUGCUAUUCUGUGCUGUGCUCUGUGCUGCGCU